AUGACUAGUGUGAAACAGUGGAGGCAUCAGUCACUGGAAAUCAAUGGACCGAAUCAGAAAGCAAUGGAGGAUAAAGAUCCCGAAAUUGUUGUAAGUGGAUAUGAUGAAGAAUCAGUCGAUGAUGAGGAUGUGAAACAACCAUCGUCUGUAUGUCGUGCUGAAAAAUCACUUGGCAUAUUAACCCAGCGAUUUGUUGAUUUAUUACAACGAGCACGGGGUGGCAUUGUCGAUUUGAAUAUUGCCGCAGAAGAACUACAAGUGAGACAGAAACGAAGGAUAUACGAUAUAACCAACGUGCUGGAAGGUAUUGGAUUAAUUGAAAAAAAGUCGAAAAAUAUCAUUAAUUGGAAAGGUGGAAAGUUGAGGAAGCAUGGUUCAUUUCCGGAUAUUGAUCCUGAAGAACAGAAACGUAUUUUGAAGCAGAAAGCUGAGUUAGAAGAGUUGGAGAAGGAAGAACGCAUUCUCGAUACCCACAUUAAGUGGAUGAAACAAAGCUUACGAAAUGUUAGUGAAUAUCAAAAAAACAUGAAGUUGGCAUAUUUGACGGAAGAAGACAUACUGUCAGUUUUUGAAGAUAGCCGGGUUUUUGCGAUACAGGCUCCUCCUGGGACUUUUGUUGAAAUUGGUGCACCUCCAAGGAUGCGUGACUUUGAUAUGCAAUACAAUUUACGACUGAAAAGUACAUUUGGCCCCGCCAACGCAAUACUGUUAGGAGAAAUGAACAGUGAUCAAAGUCAAGGCGACUUAUUUACUAACAAGUCUCAGCCUAUACCAUAUGUUGUGGAGGGUGAUGUACCCAGACAGUUUUUGGAGGAGGAUGAAGAUGAAGGUUUACUGAAGAAGAGGAGAUUGGAUGAAGAAUUUAGCGACAGCUCUGAUCCCGUUUUGCCUUUUAUUCCCUCUCAAAGCGAUCGGCAGAAAUCAUCUCAGCAAACGUGCAGUUCUCUACAAUCACAAAUAGAGACCAGUCCCACGUUUAGUCAAGAAAUUCGAGAAGUAAUGAGGAAGCUAAGUCCACCACCGUCCGAACGUGAUUAUAUUUUUAGUUUGAGUCAGGGUGAGACAUUACCGGACCUUUUUGAAGAUGAUCUUAUUUGA
This is a messenger RNA of Brugia malayi, 1098 nucleotides long. RefSeq lists its product as uncharacterized. Lineage: Eukaryota; Metazoa; Nematoda; Chromadorea; Rhabditida; Onchocercidae. Gene Ontology annotation, cellular component: RNA polymerase II transcription regulator complex. Gene Ontology annotation, biological process: regulation of transcription by RNA polymerase II. The transcript is spliced from 8 exons. Gene Ontology annotation, molecular function: DNA-binding transcription factor activity, RNA polymerase II-specific; protein dimerization activity; RNA polymerase II cis-regulatory region sequence-specific DNA binding. The coding region runs from base 1 to 1098 and encodes 365 amino acids. The record is from RefSeq and is a predicted model, not a curated record.